CCAGGCGGCGGAGGGUUCGGGUGAAGUAGCGGCGGGCUGCGGAGGUGCUAUGAUCAGCUCGGAGGGUCUGCGGCCGGCCAUGAACGGCAGGAAGCUGCUGGGGAAGCUGGCCACCCGGCUGGAGGAGGUGAAGAACCCGUGGCGGCAGGUCUCCACGCUGGAGCUGAGCCACAACGAGGUGGCGCGGCUGGCCACCGACGCGCUGCUGGAGCACGGAGAGAAGGAGUACCGGCGAGUGCUGCACGAGGAACGGGAGCUCAACUUUCUGUCCACGCUGGAGAUCCGCUACAUCAGCCAGUACGCCGCCAAGACCGGCGGCUCGGACGGAACCGGACCCAACGACCGGGACUUCGGGGAUGGAGACGACGUGUCCGAGCUGACCUCCGGGACUUACUUCCCCAUGAUGUCCGACGAGGAGCCGCCGCUGCUGGAGCUCGGCUGGCCGGAGUCCCAGGGGAGGUGCGGCCCCUCGGAGACCCAGAUCUACUUCCAGAGAGACAAAUCUCACAACGUCAAAGACCUCAUCAGGUCCCUGAUCAACAAAGCCAAGAAGGUUAUAGCCAUCGUGAUGGACGUGUUUACCGACGUGGACCUGCUGUGUGACCUUAUGGAGGCCUCCAAUAAGCGCAGGGUUCCUGUCUAUAUCCUGCUUGAUGAGAAGAACCUAAGCUACUUCACUGACAUGUGCGCCACACUUGAUAUCCAGAACUCGCACCUGAGCUACAUGCGCAUUCGCAGUGUGUGCGGUGACACUUACUGCACAAAGAGCGGAAAGAAGUUCACCGGUCAGGUCCUGGAGAAGUUUAUGAUCAUUGACUGUGAGGAGGUCAUUGCUGGGUCAUACAGCUUCACCUGGUUGUCUGCUCAGGUGCAUAGCAACAUGGUGAUGCAUUUCUCAGGUGGAAUCACUGACAGCUUCGACCGGGAGUUCCGCUGCCUGUACGCAGACUCACAGAUCAUAGAGUGUUUCCACAACCCAGAUGAAGACGGAACGCCGUACUACCCAUCAUACCAACACAUGAUGCCUGCUGUCGUGGGGGCAGGUCCCGGUCUGAGUCUGGAUUUACUGUCUGACAGGCAGAGGGAUAGGACUAGUUCGGAAAACUCCAGCAGCCAAUCAAGUAACAGUGUGUCCAGUGUGAAGGCUGCGCCUGGAAUGGCCUCAAAUACUGUCUACAAGGUCACUCAAGGUCACGAUUUAAAGGAGCCCAACAACAACGCUCAUCUCAGCCCAGACAGGCGAGGCGGAGAACGUGAGCGAGGACAAACCGCGGUGCCUCAGAGUGCCAACAGUGCAGCCAAUCACAGCGUGGGUCCAGAACAUCCAUCUGCGACCUACGGUCAGCCAAAGGGCAUCGAGUGGAACAAGCCCAAUCCAGCAGACAUCAUGCGUUCAAAUUUAGGGGGAACUGCUUCAAAAUUCCAGGCACUGGGUUUGUACGAACACAAGCCGGGAAUGUUCCACAGCAGCGGGCUCAACGCCGGCACCCCCGACUCAAACAUAACCCUCAAGAACCGGUCCACCUCACCUGUCAGUGACAGUAAAGUCGCCCCCAAGCACAGGACUCCAUCAAAUCAGAUCUUCAGUAAACUGACGGACCGCUUCUUGACCCCAACCACCAAAGAGAAAGACCCAUACAUGACCCGGAGGUCUCCAUCCCCCCUCAGCUCCACACCUUGGGGAGGGCCAGACCUCUCUCAAACAGAGCCGGAGAGCCAGCAGAGCCCUCCACCGCCGCCCAGUCCGGGAGUUUUUAUCAGUCGGCAGGACCAGAAACGAAUGACACUUGGCCACAGCAAGCUGGACCUGGUCAACCAAUACAACAAGAAAAAGCAGGUGUACAGCCGCUUCGAGCUCAAGAGCAGCAAUUAACCUGGGACGGCUCAGUCUGGACUCACCUCAGUUCUGGCCUCUUCUUGUCAGUCGGAGGACGUCGGCCACACAUCAUCGUGGUGUGCGCAUGGACUGUGGUGGCUUAAAUCUGUGUAUCUCUCCACUGUGUUGCCUGACAGCGCUGACCCGGAACCCUGCCCUUUAUUUCCCAGCGCUGACUAUGUUUGCGG
Molecule: messenger RNA, 2064 nt
Organism: Thalassophryne amazonica
Lineage: Eukaryota; Metazoa; Chordata; Actinopteri; Batrachoidiformes; Batrachoididae
Gene: sack1c
Product: family with sequence similarity 83 member C
Exons: 6
Coding region: 50-1873 (607 amino acids)
Source: RefSeq, a predicted model, not a curated record